AGUGGCGCACCCAGGAGGCUGUGGUGGGAGGAUAACCUGAGACCUGAAGGUCAAGGCUGCAGUGAGCUGUCAUUGUAUCACUGCACUCCAGCCUGGGUGACAGUGAAACCCUGCAGAAAAAAAGAAAAGAAAAGGAAAAGAGAAGAGAAAAGAAAAAAAAUCCUAUACACACAAUGAAUAUAACUAUAAACACCUAAGUAGAUACGAUGAGAAAUCAGUAUACAAAAAUCAAUCAACAUGAUGGGAUUUACAAUUAACUUUUUCUCUUUUGGAAUGCCCAUAAUGUUAAACUACUAGCAUUUCUUUAAAUUUGUCUUUUAAAAUAUUAUACACACACGCGCGCACACACACGUCAAAAUUUAAAUAUAAAUAUCGAGACCUGUACAAUAUGAACUCAGUCUCUCUCUUAAAUUAGCCCCGUAAGAUCAUCACUCAACCAGGAACUCUGGCUGUGAGUCCUGCCGGCAGCUUGGGCUUUCCCUUUCCCACCUACUCACUGCGCAUGUCACUGCCAGUUACCAGCUGCUCCUCAUUCUCUCUGCAAAUCAGGUCAGUGCACUCAGCCACACCUUCUGCAUUCGGCCCAGGUGGCCCCUUCCUACUGCCACCUACCUGGAUUAAGUCCUGGUACCUCUGGCUCAGCCUCUUCCAGUAAGAUAUUUCACGAUGAAAUGACUUGGUUCUGCUGAUUCCCGAAUCAUCCUGCAAACACAUACUUCCUCUCCUCACCUUCCAUGUUUAACGUCCAGCUCUGGCUGGAUCACUUGCCUGCUUACAGAGAACAGGCCCUCCAGAACCUCUUCAACCUCCCUUUCAGGCUCAUUGUCCACUAUCCCUCACUAAUCCCAGUUUCCAUCUCCAGGACUUUUUUUCUCUACCAAGAAUGCCCUCUCUCCCAACAUAAUUAUCUGAAUCCCACCUACCUUUCAAAGUCCAACUCAUAUAGUAUCCCCUCCUUGAAAGGAUGUUCUGCCCUGCUAAACAUGCUUCUUCCUCCUGAAUACGCCUCCUGAACUUUUCUUCUGAUUAAACAUACACAGCUACCUUGAAUUGUGGUAAUUGGCUGCCUCUUUAUUGCUUUCCUACUAAAUUAUAAACCCUUGCCUUUGAAUGUUUUGUUUUUAAUCCUAUAUAGUUUUAUGCAGUGUUGGUAACAAAAAUAUAUUUGCUUAAUAAGCCAAUAAAAAAUAAGGUCUAAAAAAGCAACAAAUUUAAAAGUUCAAUGACUUAUUUUUUCAAGUAUAACCUGUAACAAGCAUAGUUUGACUUAAUCUCACAGCUGGGUUUUUAAGAAGUCAAAUUUCAUUGGUACGCUCCAGAUAACACCCCCACUCCUUCCUCUUCUCUUUCCCUCUCAGACUCUCUGCAGAGUGAGAGCCUCAUCUCAACUUGUCUCUGCCCGUAUAAACACAGAACUUUUGACAGCUUUAUUGUUAAUACUUAUAGACCUGACCACGCAAGGCCCUCAAGAUAGGGUUGUUAAAGGGCUAGAGCCAACUUGAUUCUCUACAUCUGAAACACUUAAUCACAGAGCUCUUCUGGAAUAAUCAAAUCAUAUGAACUCUACCCAGCCGGAUGGAACAGAAACAUUGGCUCAGCUAAAGAGUGGGUGUUUUUCUUAGACUGUGGAAUCAUGGCUGAGGGUCAGGACCUGAAAUAUAUCGAGGUGGAUAAUUGAUGUAUAAUAAUUUACAAAAUUAUUCUUUCAGGCUACAGAGCUACAAUUCACAGUAGUAAAUAUGAGGACCUUCUUAAGGAAUCAGAAAUAUGAGGAUAUGCACAAUAUUAUUCACAUUUUACAGAUCAGAGAAUUGAGGCACAUAAACUUUCCAAGGCUACCAGGCAUUCUAGCUCCAGAAGCUGCACUCUUACCAUUCUGCUACAAGAUAUUUUGAAAAAAAGAAAAAGUGAAAAGAAGUCAAAAGGCAACAGAGUUCAUUGAUUAUUCCAUUGAACAGUCACACCAUGCCAUUCUCACACCCUUGCAGACACAUUUGACCAUGAAAGGUUCCUCAAUGAAAGGUUCCUCAUUAUCUUCAGAAUCCAUAUUUCUCACAUUGACCUUGCAGUUAACUCAAACCCUAGGUCUGGAAUGCUGUCUUCUCUACCUAUCAAAAACUAUACAUCCACAAACCAUAUAAACUCUCAGCCCUGCUGCAAAGCCUUUCCAGAAAAAUAUAAAUGUUUGAAAAGGAUAUUCUGCUACCAAUGACUGUUUAAGCCCAGCCAAGUAACUGAACCAUUCCAACUUCAAUUUACUUAUGAAAAGAAUUUGAUGAUGUAGGAGGUUAUUUCAAUUCUAAAAUACAAACUCAUGUUGAUCUUUCUCAUUCUUGAACUCACAGAUUAUCUAUUAUCUCAAUUUAGUCUGUUGUUUAUCCUUGUGGGCCAUUAAAACUACCACAUGUGUUUCUGUCUCUCCAUUAGUCAAUAACUAAACUAACGAGCAAUUAGUGAGCCAUGUGCCAGAUGCUCUGCUAGGUACCAGAGGGAUAAGUAUAUCACCAAUUUUCACUUAGUAACUAGUGAAAUUUUCAAGUCACGCCUGAGUCAAGAGUUUAGGAGACAUUACAAUGUGUAAUGGAAACCAAGGAAAGUGAAACUGUGGAUAAGGGGGGACUAGUGUAUUUAUGUAUUUAAUUGAUUUCUGACGCUAUCAGUAGCCUCCAAACACAGAAUGUGUUUUUCUUUGGUUUUGUUUUCUUCACCACAGGAUCUUCUGUGCCCAGUACAGCACCUGACAGAUAGAAUACAAUCAAAUAUUUGCUGAAUAAAUGAUUAAAAAAUCAGAGAACCUUCCCACUGUUUGGAACUAUAGAACAUCCAAAGUGAUGAGGGCCUCUGCAUUUAUACUUGCUUAAAUAAGAUUAUGUGAGAAAAGUUUAAAGACACUUAGUAUAGUGAUUAUCAAAUAUAGUUAACACUUGGAAAUGGUGGUGCUUUAAAAAGAUAUUAAUAGAUAAUAUGAAAAUCUCCAUCUCAAAAAUAAUGCAUAAACUAUUUAAAGGAAAAUCACAUCUCUAGGCUUUCAAUGUUUGUUCAUUACUUUUUCAUAUAUUUUUACCAUCUGCCAAAGGCAGUCAUAUCAAAGGGUAAAGAAAGAUGGGAGGAAAACUUAGUAAGAAUUAUAUUAAUCUGUUUGCAAAGUAGAAAAAGAUUCCCAUCACUCAACCUUAUGAGCAGGAAGAGGGAAGGCUGUUUGAGAACCAUUUACUUAACAGAAUCACAUAUUUUGAACACUUCCCUGAAUUCACUGCACAAACAACAUGUUUGCAGACUUCUUAGAUCAACCUCCAACAACGACCCAUUCAGGAGUUAAACAUUUUUCAUCAAACAUUGGAUUUUUCCUUAACUCCAGAGAUUGCUACAAAUCUUCUGAAGUGUCUCAAUGGCUUCAGGCUAAGAAGAGAUUUCUCCCUGUUAUAAGAAGCAAGACAAAUUAGCCAUUUCACUCUCAAACUGCACUAAUGAUCACAUUCUUUCCAAAAGGAACUCUAGAAGACCAAAUGCCCCGAGUUAAGAACAUCAAAACUAACCAGCUGAAGAAACUUUCCAAGUGUAAGACUCUGCCAUUAAAACAUUACUGAGAGGGGACUCAAACAUAGCCUUUAUUCCUUUGUCAUGUUUCUAGCUCCCAAACCAAGCAAUGAUGGCAGUACUGAUACAUAAUUUAAAAGCACACUCCCUUCUACUUUGUAAUACCAGAACUCUAAUUGGACACCCUGAAGCUUAGGACUACUAGCCAUACAAAUAGUAAACUCUUUGUCCACGAUUCACUCACCUGUGUAUUUUCUGUAGAUGUUUACUAGGCUUUUAUUAUAUAAAAAUACCCCAGUCAGGUGCGGUGGCUCACGCCUGUAAUCCCAACACUUUGAGAAG
Molecule: messenger RNA, 3879 nt
Organism: Cercocebus atys (sooty mangabey)
Lineage: Eukaryota; Metazoa; Chordata; Mammalia; Primates; Cercopithecidae
Gene: PBOV1
Product: prostate and breast cancer overexpressed 1
Source: RefSeq, a predicted model, not a curated record